AUGAUCGUCGAGGGGUUCCCCUCCUGGCGGGUCGUGCUCGUCGACCUCCGCUGCCAUGGCGAGAGCGCCGCCGCCGCCGGCGGCGCGCCGGCCCCCGGGCCGCACACCGUCGACUCGGCCGCGCGCGACGUGCUGCAGCUGCUGCGCGCGCGCCGCAUGUUCCCAAACAUGCUGAUCGGCCACUCGUUCGGCGGCAAGGUGGUCAUGUCGAUGGCGCGGCAGUUUGCGAGCGGCGCGGGGACGGCGCUGCCACGGCCCGUACAGGUCUGGGUGCUCGACGCGCCGCCGGGCGAGGCGCGCGCCGGCGGCGGAGCGGGCGGCGGCGACGACGUCGACCACCCGGCGCGCCUCAUUGAGGCGCUGGCGCGCGUGCCCAUGCCGGUGGCGGGGCGCGGGGAGCUGGUGGAGCACCUGACGCGCCAGGGGUUCAGCGCUGCCAUUGCCACGUGGAUGACCACCAACCUCCGCCCCUCCGAGUCCGGCGGCCUCAAGUGGGCGUUUGACCUCGAGGGCAUCGCCCAGAUGUACGCGUCCUAUGAGGCCACCGCGCUGUGGGACCUGCUGCGCGCGCCGCCGCAAGGUCUGCGCGUGGACUUUGUGAAGGCGGCGCGCAGCGCGUUUGGCUGGGACGGCGAGGGCGCGAUCGGCGCGCUGGGGCACGGCGUGCACCUGCUGGACGCCGGUCACUGGGUGCACACGGACAACCCGGGCGGCCUGUUCAACAUCCUGGCGCCCAGCCUUGGGGAGUUGGACCACGGCCGCCGGCAAGCACGCCAGCUCGCCCACUGA
Monoraphidium neglectum is the source of this 789-nucleotide messenger RNA. RefSeq lists its product as hypothetical. NCBI's taxonomy places the organism in Eukaryota, Viridiplantae, Chlorophyta, Chlorophyceae, Sphaeropleales, Selenastraceae. The transcript has 4 exons. The record is from RefSeq and is a predicted model, not a curated record. The coding region runs from base 1 to 789 and encodes 262 amino acids.